This is a messenger RNA of Durusdinium trenchii, 1647 nucleotides long. The record is from the annotation of a GenBank genome assembly. NCBI's taxonomy places the organism in Eukaryota, Dinophyceae, Suessiales, Symbiodiniaceae.
AUGGUUAGUAGGUCGGAGGCCAUUGUUAUUAGGUUUGCGUUUUUGUUCUCAUUUUGUGCUUGGCCGUUGGACGGGACACGAAUUGCAUCAACGGCUGCUGGGCUCCAAGCAGUCACGCCAUGGCGCUUUAACUACGCUCCAGUCGUUGUAUUCCGGCCACCAGUCAGUGUCCUUACAAGGAUGUUUGCACAAUCCAUUGCCUUUGACAUUUACUCAGCUGCUACAGCGGGUUUCCAGCUUCUGGGACUUGAGUUCUCAAUCUUCACAGUGACUCUGCUGGCGGCAUUUGUUUUCAGGCAUCUUGGUCAAAAGAGCUUUGAAGUUGCAAAGCUCAAGACUACUGCCUUCGAGGAGAAAGCACCAGUCGUGACAUGGAAGCGGUCAGCCAAUCUUGUUGCGUCUAUCCAGCCUUGGGACUCAGGACGAGAAGCAUGCUUGAGGUCUUCAAAAUCAGGGAAGAACAAACAGGCCUUCGCUGACAUGUUGGAUGACAUUGCCCUGCAAGCAAGAGACCCGCAGAGCACUCGAGUGGUGAAUUUGGUCAUGCAGAUGUACGAUAAUUUGUUGGCACGGCUUGCAGAGAAAGACAUGGAUCUUCCAGAGGUAGCCACCAUGGCAAAGCAUACACUUGUCGAAGUCUACAGCAGCCUUGUCUACUGCGUUGUGCGGGCCAGUCGUUUCAAUCUGGUCGAGAGAUUGCUGGAUGAUAUGAUCAGCAAGGGUGUUGCCAGACCACUCCACUUCUAUGAAAGCACUAUGAAGCAGCUUGCAGGAGUCAAGAAGUACAAGUUUGCACUGAGUGUCUACGACCGUUUGGCUGCAGACGGCCUAGAACCUUCACCUGUGACUCUGAGUUGCCUAAUCAAUUUCGCGGCAGAGGUUGGCGAAUUAAGAAGAGCAGUCAGCUUUUUCGAGAUCCUCUCCUCGGUGUCCACUCCAUCGAUUCGAGCGUACAUGACUGUAUUGAGAGUUCACAGUCUACGACAGGAUUGGCCCUCGGCCAUGAGUACCAUUAACGAUAUGAAAUGUCGAGGAGUGGCGGUGGAUACUUUGGCUUUAAACGUGGCGUUGAGCACUGGCGUGAUGGCAGAUCACUUGGAGGCAGUGGAAGCGUUGGUCAACGAGGCCUCAAGUGUGGACAUCGUGUCGUACAACACCCUGAUCAAAGGCUAUGCCCUACGCAGCAACCUGGCCAAGGCUGAGCAGGCGUUCCAGUCUUUGUUGCGACGAGGAUUGAGGCCCAAUGCGAUCACUUUCAAUACCAUUAUGGACGCAGCCGUACGUUCAGGUGACUGUGCCUAUGCGUGGCACGUCCUUGAUGACAUGGAGCUUUCCUAUGGCUUGAAGCCCGAUAGGUUCACAUGCUCGAUUUUGGUCAAGGGGGUGGCUAAGUGUCGGGAAGAUCACAUCCACAAAGCUUUGGCCCUUGUCCGGAAGGUCGCUGAAUCAUGUGACAAGGCUUUUCUGAGCCAGGUACUACACACGCUUUUUGAAGCCUGCCAGGGUUGUGCCGCGCCAGCUCCUCUUGCACAGCAGGUCCUAGCAGAGAUGCGGCAGCGCAAGGUAGUGCCCUCUUCAUCAACACAAAGACAACUCUUGCAGGUCAUUGCAAACAUGGCCAAUAGAGAGGCUCCGUCCAAGCAAUGA